AUGUAUCACCACCGUGCAUUGAUCCUGCUCCUUGUUAGCGGUCUCGCCAGAGCACAGCUACCCAACCUUCCCCAAUGUUCUCUGAACUGUUUCAUCAGCGCGUUCCAAAAUGAUGGAUGCUCGCGCCUCCUCGACUUCGCCUGUCAUUGCUCGAAGCCAGAGGUGGUGCAAGUCGUGACUCCAUGCGUGCAAAAGAACUGCAAUGCUGCCGAUCAGAGCGCCGUAUCGAACGAGGUUGUCCGCCAAUGCUCCGCGGCUGGCCAUCCCAUAACCCUCCCACCCGUUGCUGGUGCCGAGACCACAACCACAUCCCAGCCCCCGGCCACUGCCCCCAACACGAGCGCACACCCCACCAACACAGGAGCGAUGACUCUUCCCACCAUCUCCUCGGCUGUGACUCCAUCCGGGCCCAAGUCCACGCCUGGAGCCUCUGGCACCGCCUCCCGCAGCUCCUCAUCGAUCAUUCAAGCAUCGUCCAGUACCCCCGGGGCUUCCUCAUCUCGGGCAUCUCCCAGCACUCCUCUUGCCACGGGGGCCGGCUCUCACGCCGAGGCUAACAUGGUAGGAGCCGCUCUUGCCGUCGCUGCGGCAGCUUACAUUCUAUAA
Molecule: messenger RNA, 606 nt
Organism: Aspergillus brunneoviolaceus CBS 621.78
Lineage: Eukaryota; Fungi; Ascomycota; Eurotiomycetes; Eurotiales; Aspergillaceae
Product: CFEM domain-containing protein
Exons: 3
Coding region: 1-606 (201 amino acids)
Source: RefSeq, a predicted model, not a curated record